AUGUCAAUUCCAGCGCCUCUGGAGGAUGAGGACCUCCUCAGGGAGAUCCUCCUCCGGCUGCCUCCGCUGCCGUCAACCCUCUCCCGUGCCUCCCUCGUAUGCACGCGCUGGCGCCGCAUCCUCUCCGAUCCCCGCUUCCUACGCCGUUUCAGCAGACACCACCCGGAACCUCCUCUCUUAGGUUUCUUCAAAGGGUCUACCCCAUAUCCCUUCUUCAUUCCUGUCCUGGACCCGCCCGAUCGCAUCCCUGCCGAGCGCUUCUUUCUGCCUGAGAUCACGGGGGAUUGGGAGUUCCUUGGCUGCCGCCACGGCCUCGCCGUCAUGCUCAGCGAGUCUCUGUGUGAGGUCUUCGUGUGGCAUCCCCUCAACGGCCAGCAGCACCGCGUGCCUUUUCCACCGGAUCGGAGCUCCGCGACGCCAAAAGGGAGUUUCUGUAGGUGCAGCGCCACGGUGAUGUGUGUUGAUGAUCAAGACGGGCAUGUGCAGGACGAUUGCUUCUUGAACCCGUCCUUCAAAUUGGUCUUGAUCUGCUCCCGUAGAGACCUGAAGACAUCAUUAGCUUGUGCCUACGAAUCAGUGUCGGGUGUAUGGGGGAAUAUUGUCUCAGCGUCGACUAGAAGGAUGGUUAUGAAGCUAAAGCCCAGCAUCCUUAUCAGGAGUGCAGUUUACUGGUUGCUGCAUGGAGGUCAAAUCCUUGCAUUCGAUAUUCAAAGGCAGACUCUUGCUAUCAUCGAGACGCCCGUAGAUGCCCAACGUUGGUCCUUUCAGCUCUUACGGACAGAUGAAGAUAGCGUUCUUGGCCUGGCCGCUAUGUCGAAACUGGGCAUUCACAUACGGGAGAGGAAACUGAACUCUGAUGGUGUUGCCCGAUGGGUGCUUCUGCAGAAAAUCAAUCAAUUGGAGGGGAUGUUGUCUAACGACUUCAUAAAUGGAGGGAUGGUGGGGUAUGACGAGGAGUUAAAUGUGGUGGUUUUGUCUACAUACAGUGGUGACUUCAUGUUGCACCUUGAGUCGAUGCGGAUCAGAUUAAUUACUAAAAAUAAUCGCCGGGUCGACAGGAUGCAUUUUCCGUACAAAAAUUUCUACACUGCAGUGUUCAUGUGA
This is a messenger RNA of Aegilops tauschii subsp. strangulata, 1104 nucleotides long. RefSeq lists its product as uncharacterized. Gene Ontology annotation, molecular function: protein binding. NCBI's taxonomy places the organism in Eukaryota, Viridiplantae, Streptophyta, Magnoliopsida, Poales, Poaceae. The record is from RefSeq and is a predicted model, not a curated record.